Molecule: messenger RNA, 642 nt
Organism: Fibroporia radiculosa
Lineage: Eukaryota; Fungi; Basidiomycota; Agaricomycetes; Polyporales; Fibroporiaceae
Exons: 3
Coding region: 1-642 (213 amino acids)
Cellular component (GO): mitochondrial inner membrane
Molecular function (GO): copper ion binding
Source: RefSeq, a predicted model, not a curated record
AUGAGGAGACACCGGAAAAAGAUUGUCCUUGGUGUAGGUGCAACAUAUGCUGCUGUACCUCUCUAUCGUAUGUUUUGUGCGGCGACCGGUUUCGCUGGGACACCGAAGGUGGGUAUGGGCAAAUUUGAGGCUGAACGCCUCGUUCCGGUCGAGGGCGUAAGGCGUAUCAAAGUGUACUUCAAUGCAGAUACAUCAGAUGCACUUCCCUGGACUUUCACUCCCCAGCAGAGGGUUGUAAGUGUGCUCCCUGGAGAAACAAGUCUUGCAUUUUACAAAGCCAAGAACAACUCAAAGCAAGACAUUAUUGGAAUUGCAACAUAUAAUGUCACCCCUGACAAGAUUGCGCCAUACUUUGGAAAAGUAGAAUGCUUCUGCUUUGAGGAACAGAAGUUGCUCGCAGGAGAGGAGGUGGACAUGCCACUUCUUUUCUUCAUUGACAAAGACGUACUCGAUGAUCCUACAUGCCGGAAUUUAGAUGAUGUUGUCUUAUCGUACACGUUCUUCCGAGCGCGACGAAAUGCACAAGGACAUCUAGAGCCGGAUGCUCCCGACGAUGUCGUGCAAGCCUCUCAAGGAUUUGCGGAAUAUGAUAUGGCCCCUAGAGUCGAAGACCGCAAAGCUGGACCCGGGGACUCUUUGUAG